GAGAGAGAACUCUGUUACUCGCUCCGUCUCCAACUUUCAGAGGAAGUUACCACCUCUUCCCCAGACCCUGUACACAUACUCAGGCAAACACACGCUCUCUUCAGGACUUGACCACAGCAGCAACAGAGCAACAGUCAAGGCUGCUUUUAAUGCCGUGCUCUUUUUUUCUUUUUUCUAAUUCAAAAUUUGGAGGGAAGGAAGAUUAAGAUUUGCAGUUUGCUUUCUGUGAGGACUGAACAGCUUCUCUCAAGAGUGACGGUUUAGAGAGAUGCUUAGUUUUGGGAAAACCUUCCUGUGCUACAAAGUCUGAUAUCUGGUCUUCAUCACAGCGACUCUGGGUGGCCAAAUCAACUAUUUAGCCUGAAGACCAAAGAUCACAAGCCGUGAUCCAACAGCAGAGAGAAAAGAGGAGCGUGAUAAUUUUGCAUCUGUUCUCCAACUUCUCAGAACAAUAUGAGCUGGAACUGAAGCUCCAUAGUUUCAUGUUUGUGGUGUAAAAGAAGAAAACCGAGUCACCAUGGAUGUGAAGAAAAAGGAAAUGGACCUCCUAAGUAACAGCAUAGCUGCCUAUGCACACAUCAAAGCAAAUCCAGAGAGUUUUGGCCUUUACUUUGUGCUUGGAGUGUGUUUUGGCUUGAUACUCACACUCUGCCUACUGGUGAUUCGGAUCUCCUGCAAGCCACGCACUACCAUUACCCCCUCCACUCCUGAGAAAAAAAACUUAAAGGACAUCAACGAGGAGGAUGAGGACAGUGAUGACGAUGAUGAAGAUGAAGAAGUGGACGAUGUAGAGGCGACUGUUCCGUUGCCCACCACAGAAAUCUCUGUUGGCAAUCACACCAGCCAGUCGGAUGGGACACUGAGCGUGAAUGUGUUUACUUCAGCUGAAGAGCUGGAGCGUGCACAGCGACUGGAGGAGAGGGAACGCAUCAUCCGAGAGAUCUGGAGGAACGGCCAGCCAGAUAUCCUGGGGACAGGAACGGGAACUAUUGGAAGAGUGCAUUACUACUAAGAAACAUGAGGCUAAGGAAAGUGAGCCCUGAGGAGAUGAAACAUUGACUUUUGGGUGGGCCCGGUGUCCCUCAAACCCAAAAGCCUGCGUUAGAUACAAAGUGACUGGAAAUUAGUCAUAUUUGACAUACUUAGCUCUGACAGAGCAGACUGAGAUAUUGCACUUCUUAUGUAGCAUUGAUAAAUCUGACUGAUUAACCAAACCAAUGGAGGUCUCAAAGACUGAAUAAUUCAUAUGGAAGAGGUGUGGAGUGAAUGUGGGGAAUGAUGGGACACUUGAAAUAAUCAGUCUAUUAAACUUGGUGCUUAAUUACAGAAAUGAAAAGUAGAUUUGUGUAUGUAAUAAAUGAAAAAUGAAAGUGUCAAUAAGUAAAAAAAGAACUGUUUGUUUAAACAAAGACUAUUUCCACUAACAAUUCUCACAUUAUAGGAUAAUGAAUUUGCAGGAUAAAUCAAAGCACUUCAUGAGCAUAUAUACGUGUAUUCAACAACAUCAGAUACUGAAGUCCAAAGGUAUACUGAUCAGCUUCAAAAUGAAACUCUAUCUAAUUGUUGAUGUUCUUCCUGCACUGCUAAAACAGCUCUGAAAUGUGGAAGAAUAAAUACCACGUUUGUAAGGCUUGCUGGGAUGGGAGGAACAGGUACUGAAUUUUAAAAUAAAAUCCAGACCUCAAAGUUUUUCAGGAAGAACAUUAGUAUUAUAACAUGAUAUCCAGUGCUAUUGAUAUAUUAAUGCUGUGGCUGAUCAGUGUGUACAAAUCUAAUAUCAUGUAAAAAAAAAAACAUAAAAUAAAAUAAGCAAACAUGUCAAAAUGUCAGACAAACACAACAAGAAUCACUGCACCUUUGGGCCAUAAAUAUAUUUUCAAUAAUAAUAAUAAUAAUAAUAAUAAAGAUGGAGAAAGAGAAAAAUAACCCCUAAUUUGUUUCAUUAAUGAAAAGAUCACCUUUGCCACUUUUAUUUCUCAAUAUCUCCUAUGUGACUUAAAAAGUUAAACAAAUACAGUGUGAAAAUAAAAGAAUUUCAUCACAAACGAUCUUGUGAUGUUUGCUGCUUUUUACAGCCUGUUUUAAUCUGAUCUGUAAAGGGAGUGACUCAGAAAGAAAGAAAGAAAAGUAUAACUUAUAACCAGUGUUGGGUAAGUUACUUUAAAAAAGUAAUUAAUUACUAUUACUAAUUACUUAGUCAAUAUUGUAUUUAAAAUACUUAUCUAAUUACUGUGUCAGAAAAGUAACUUAAUUACUACAUAAGUAUUUAACUAAAUACUUCUUAAAAUCCAUAUAAACCUUGAGUGGACAAACAAUAGAAAUUAAACUCUUUAAAUAAUAAAUAAAUUUUUUUAAAGACGGACACGCUACAGUAUGCAGCGGUAGCAUCUGUUCCACAAUGUAGCCUGGCAGGGCUGGACUGGGACAAAAAAAAUCGGCCCGGGCAUUUUGACUAGAGACCGGCCCACCAGGUAUUAUAGGAAAAGCCAUAAAGCCUUUGAAUGAAAACAAACGCUGUUGUCACAGUGAUGUACACUGUCUUGUUGGUAUAAAUGUAUCAAUCUAAUAAACUUAAACCUACACCAUCCUCCCUAUUCUGGUAUUGGUCGAGUUAACCUCCUGAACUAUCUACAACACAUAGUGAAAACCUGAAAGUAAGACAGAGAAGACUAGAGGUGAGACAUGAUCAUUACUGAUUACUGAUGACAGAUUUAGAUAUAUUUUCAUAAAUCAUUCAUUUGCCACAUCAAUAAACAGCAUGGCAGGGCAAAAUAUUUUUUCUAACA
Molecule: messenger RNA, 2786 nt
Organism: Pelmatolapia mariae (spotted tilapia)
Lineage: Eukaryota; Metazoa; Chordata; Actinopteri; Cichliformes; Cichlidae
Gene: eva1ba
Product: eva-1 homolog Ba (C. elegans)
Exons: 5
Coding region: 518-1012 (164 amino acids)
Source: RefSeq, a predicted model, not a curated record